Messenger RNA from Camellia sinensis, 3931 nucleotides. Its product is annotated as portal protein. The record is from RefSeq and is a predicted model, not a curated record. Lineage: Eukaryota; Viridiplantae; Streptophyta; Magnoliopsida; Ericales; Theaceae.
GUGUCUCCCACCGCCUUCAACGCGCUCUUUAUUGUCUCUCCUCUGAACAAAGCUCAACACAAGCUCUCUCUCCCUCUCUCUCUCCCCCCUCCGCAAAACCCUGUAAAGAUGUUCACCGAGGGUCUAGACCAAAGCGCAAUCAAUUGGAUCAAACAGGGAUCGGAGAUUGAACAACACCAUGCUCGAUCGCCAUUAACAGAAAAUUUUGAUCAUGAAUUCAUCGCACCCAGAUCUCCUUUGUCUUUCAAUAGCAGUACUUACAUGUCUCCCCAUGUUUUGCCUCCCCUGAAAUUCCAUUCUGGCUUGCUUGGACCUCAUAACACAGUCACUCUUAGUCUGGAUAGCAAUGAUGCAGACGAUGAUGAUGGUGAUGAUGAUGAAAGUGUGGCCUCGGUUCCAAAUGAUCCGGGUGGGCAUUACUCCGAGGAAGAGGGUUUGAGAUAUAGUGAUGUUGAAUCUCUGGAAAAGUCUGUUGAGAAGUCUUAUGACAAUGACAUGUUUGGUUCAAAAUUGAACAGAAAUUUGAAUCAAAGUACAGUUUCUGGAUUGGAGGGUGGACAAGGGUCUACUCUGAAUAAAGGGUUGUUGAUGGAGGAUCUUCGGAUUGAAGUGCCGGAAAAUUAUAGAAGAUUUACGGAUGGUGUAUUAGGUUUUGGAAUGCGUGGUGCACACCUAAACACUGAAUCAGGUGGAAGCUGUCGAUUGCAUGAAAGAGUUCAAUUACACAAUGCAUAUGGUACUCCCAUUAGUAAUGAUAUGCGAAAUGAUGUGACAGACUUGGGGACUCCUAGUGCACCUCCAAUUAUAGAUAUUGGAAGAGAAGGAAACAAAUCUGGAGCUGAAAAUGAACUAAGAGAAGAUUCUGAAGGUUUGACUGAAAUGGAGAGGAGUUUUGAUGCGAUACACUUGUCUAAAGAAUCAGAAGAUGGUUUUCAAGGUGAUAAAGAGGCAUGUUCUGAUUGGAGAGUACAAUCUCAAAAAAAUGAACAUGUUGAAAGGGAAAACAAAACAGUAGCUGGAGAAAAGGAAGCACCGGCCCCUUAUUGGCAAACAAAUUCAUUUGAUAAUUCACCCUAUUAUGACGCCAGUGGUCAAAAUGCAUGGCAAACUCUAAUUGCCUAUGAUGCAUGCAUUCGCCUUUGCCUAAAUGCCUGGGCAAGAGGCUGCACAGAGGCACCUGAAUUCCUACGCGAUGAGUGCCUGGUUCUCCGAAGUGCAUUUGGGCUACAUAAACUUUUAUUGCAACCUCGAGGUGUUCAAUCAAUGCAAAGGAAGGGUACUUCAAGUACAGAACAAGCAGGCUCUUUGAAAGUAAAGAAAGUAGUUGGAAAGAUUAGAGUGGAAGUGAGAAAGCUUCGCAUAAUACCGAGACGGAAACUUAAGAGCACAUACUCACUGAGAAGUGCGAUGUAUAUGCAAGUGGGAGCAGAAUAUGUCCGACAUGUUUCAUCACUUGUGAAAACCAGCAUCAAUUCUCUUAAAAUUGCCUCAUUGUCGGUGACAUCUGAAGAGCGGCUGUCAUGCCUAUUUCACCUGAAGAGUUCUACAGAAGAUACUCAAGAUGAACAAGGUUCUGCUAUUUGCUUGCGGCCUGGAACUGGCGAUUAUCAUGUGUUUUUUCCAGAGAACCAAGGUGAUGCUCUUUUACUCGAAGUCCAGGAUACCAAGAAAACUAUCCAUGGUCGAGCAAUAAUUCCAAUUGCAUCAUUGACUGAAAAUCCUAAUGAUAGAAUUCGGUGGUGGCAAAUUUACCAUGAUGAUCACGAAUGUGUUGGAAAGGUCCAGCUCUCCAUUGGUAGCACAAUUACAUCCAACGAGACUGCCCACAUCAAGAGUGGACCUAUUGUGGAAACGCUUGCAUAUGAUCUGUUGCUGGAAGCUGCCAUGCGUUCACAGCACUUUCAUGAGCGAAAUUUAAGGCUAGAUGGACCUUGGAAAUGGCUGCUUAGCGAGUUUGCCGACUACUAUGGAGUAUCAGAUUCAUACACUAAGCUAAGAUAUCUUUCAUAUGUCAUGAAUGUGGCAACUCCUACAAAAGAUUGCUUAGAGCUUGUGUAUGAGUUGCUUGUGCCUGUUAUAAAAGCCAGGACUGAGAAAAGCUUAACUAGACAAGAGAAAAGCAUAUUGUUGGACUGUGAAACCCAAGUUGAGAGUCUCUUGGCAACUGUCUUUGAGAACUACAAAUCGUUGGAUGAAAACUCUCCAUCAGGUUUAACAGACAUAUUUGGUUCAAUACCAGAGGUCGCUGCACCGGCUUUAGCACCUUCAGUGCAAGUAUACACUCUUCUUCAUGAUAUACUUAUUCAAGAUGCACAGACAGUGUUGAGAAACUAUCUACAGACAGCAGCAGCAAAGAGGUGCCGCAAGCACAUGUUGGAGACUGAUGAGUUUGUGUCGAGUAACUCCGAGGGCAUUCUUAUGGAUUCCAUUACAAUCUCCACAGCAUAUUUGAAAAUGAAGAACCUUUGUAUAAAUAUAAGCAGUGAAAUUCAGGCAGAUAUUAAGAUCCACAAUCAGCAUAUACUCCCUAGUUCAAUUGACCUAUCAAGCAUCACAGCCGCGGUUUACAGCAUCGAGUUGUGCAACAGGCUUAGAUGUUUUCUCGCUGCAUGGCCUCCAUCUAGCCCCCUGUCACAUGUAAAUGAACUUCUGAUAGCAACUGCUGAUUUUGAAAGGAGUCUCGAAUUGUGGAAUAUCAGUGCAGUGCAAGGUGGUGUGGACUCGAGAAAUUUGUAUCACAAUUACAUAAUGGUUUGGGUACAGGAUAUGCAACUUACCUUACUCGAGCUUUGCAAGGCAGAGAAGGUGCCAUGGUCUGGGGUACUUACAAAUCAUUCUACCUCACCAUUUGCUGAGGAAAUGUAUGAGAAGAUCAAAGAAAUGCUUAUCGAGUAUGAAGUUGUCAUGAAUAGAUGGCCUCAAUAUUCAUUGGUUUUGGAGAAUGCUGUCGCAAAUGUGGAAAGAGCAAUCAUAAAAGCAAUGGAAAAGCAAUACAGUGAUAUCUUGACUCCAUUGAAAGAUAGCAUUCCAAAAAGGCUUGGUAUGCAAGUUCAUAAACUAACAGGAAGACAAUCAACUGCUCUUUACUCUGUUCCUAGUCAAUUGGGAACUUUUUUGAACACCAUCAAGAGGAUUCUUGAUGUUUUACACUGCAAGGUUGAGGACAUUUUGAAGUCUUGGGCAUCCUAUCUACCUGUCAUUGAAGAUAAGAAGUCGCUUUUUGGAGAGCAGAUGAACGGAAUAACUGUCCUGUUGAGAACAAAAUACAAAAAUUACAUGCAGGCAACAGUAGUGAAGCUCGUCAACAAUAUGCAAGAUAAUAGGAACACACGGCUCAAAAGGAUUCUAGAGGAAACAAAGGAAGCAGAUGGAGAGGCUGAGGUCCGUGAAAGAAUGCAAAUGCUAAGUUCACAACUCAUCGAUUCCAUAUCUAACUUGCACGAGGUCUUUACAAGUCGGAUAUUCAUUGCAACCUGUCGUGGGUUUUGGGAUAGAAUGGGGCAGAUCGUGUUGAAAUUUCUGGAGGGCAGAAAAGAAAAUCGAGUCUGGUACAAUGGCUCUUAUUAUGCUCUUGGGAUUUUGGAUGACACUUUUGCUUCCCAGAUGCAGCGAUUGCAAGGAAAUGCCCUCCAGGAGAAAGAUCUUGAGCCCCCUCGAUCAAUUAUAGAAGCUCGAUCCAUACUUAGUAGAGAUGCAACAAAUGCAACAGAUACAUCUACUUACUUAUAUUUCUAGGAUUAAUCAUUCUUGCUUUUCUGUUGUAAUAGCUAAAUUAGUAUCCAUACUUACUGUAUAUUUGCAACACAGAUGUGCCAAAUAAGUUCAGUGUAGUUUUGUUUGUAAUCUUUUAUAUAUCAUUCUUUAUGUAAUCUACCGAUUCUUUCUGUUUUGUAUUCUUCAAUAUCAAUAAAAGCUAUCAAAUUUCCAGUAA